This is a messenger RNA of Papaver somniferum (opium poppy), 531 nucleotides long. RefSeq names its product glutamic acid-rich protein-like. The transcript has a single exon. The coding region runs from base 1 to 531 and encodes 176 amino acids. Lineage: Eukaryota; Viridiplantae; Streptophyta; Magnoliopsida; Ranunculales; Papaveraceae. The record is from RefSeq and is a predicted model, not a curated record.
AUGGUGUCUUCCAGCAGUGAUUAUUCUUCUAGCUCUUCUGAGAAGGAUUCCAGGACUUCUGCAGCCAAAAUGCGUGCCAAUACGGAUCAUGCUAAGAAGGCGAUAAAUAGCAUGCCCCUCGACAAGUUGAAAGAUGCUCGUGAUGAUCUCUUGAAGAGGAAAGCCAAGAAGGAGGCAAUUGCUGACUAUCGAGUGAAGAGACACAGAAUUCAACGGAAAACACAAGAAGCAGAGGAGAGACUCCGAUCCCGUCCUUAUGGUGUAGCCUCAGAAUCAGAUGUUGAAGAAGAGGAACCUGUAUUGAAGCCGAUGGAACGCAAAAUUAGGCCAUAUCCACCACACAGAGAGAUUGAGCGGCAGGUCAAGGCUGAUCUUCAAUCUGAAUGUGACGAAGAGGACCACUGGAAUACAAUAAAUGGUGAUCUCGUCGAGGAAGAGUUCUCUAGUUCAGAUAGUGAUUCUGAGAAAGAGUCUGAAGAGGAUUCUUCAGAGAAUGAUGAUGAUGACGAAUCAGAUGACUCUGACGAUUAG